This is a messenger RNA of Nicrophorus vespilloides, 3959 nucleotides long. It is a transcript of the gene Rab3-GAP, whose product is annotated as rab3 GTPase-activating protein regulatory subunit. NCBI's taxonomy places the organism in Eukaryota, Metazoa, Arthropoda, Insecta, Coleoptera, Silphidae. The transcript has 5 exons. The record is from RefSeq and is a predicted model, not a curated record. Gene Ontology annotation, biological process: regulation of GTPase activity. The coding region runs from base 93 to 3914 and encodes 1273 amino acids.
UUAGAAUAAUGUCAAUUGCUCUGCACAGCUGAGUUUUAAUUAUUUACUGUUCCUCUAGUUAUUAGACAAAAUCAUAUACAAUAUCUGGCAAAAUGUCAUGCCAAAUAAAAUUAACUGCAAACAUAGCUGAUGUACCAGCAGUAAGAAGGCAUCUGUUUCCAACUGAUGAUAAUAGAGGAUCAGAGUCAUGGCUACAAUCCUGCCAUAUUUCCAUGUCACCAACGGGUGAUGUUUUAGCUUUAGCACACAACACUAGAUUAGCAGUGUUGACUGGUAAAUGGGAUUCCAGCACAUCAUGCAAUCAAUUCCACACUAGCCAAGAAUCCAGUUUUGCAAGCACAGAGGAACCUAUCAAGUCUGUGCUAUGUCUUCCCAUUGUCAUCCAAAGCCAAAGUUCACAGGUUGGACCUGAUUGGACAUGCAUAACAGUAGGUUUUGAAUCAGGAACAGUGGGGUUCUAUAUGGAAGAUUGCACAUUAUUGGUCAGUGAACAGUUGCAUGAUGAACCAAUAGUUGCCCUGAAAUGUCAGUCACAGCAUAGUCCAAGGCCAGAUGUGUGUCGAGAACUUAAACCAGAGGAGUUGUAUGUGAUAUAUCCAAGUAAUAUUUGUGUUAUCAGUGGGACACAAUUGUUUCCUACUCUGAGAAAUGCUCGAAGUCAGCUUGCCAGAGGUCAGAGCAUGGUGGAUGAAUUGAAUCUACUCCAAUUAUUGAAUCCAAAAAAAUGGGGUUUCACUGAUCAAGCGGCUGUUAACGAUGCAACAGUCGCCGGUUUGGAUUUAUCGAACACGUUCAAUCAUUUGUUGACAGCAUCUACCUGCGGUGGAUUUGAAUCUAAAUACAGAGCAAUGCCACCACACAACACGUUGGUUUUGGGUGCUGGAAGUAAGCCGUUCUUGGGAUUCCAUUACGCUCUUGAAGGUGGCGCGCAACCAGUAUUCAGCGAUAUGGCUAAAGCUGUUGCGAAUAAAUUGAAAUCGGCAUUACCAGGUUGGUUAACAGGCGGAAAGAGCCAGGUGACUGAGAAACAACAGACGAUUUCCAUGCAACCCAUUGAACCUAUGGGAUGCCGCUUUGGUUUGUGCGAUCUUCGUAGAUGCGCCAAUCAGGUGGUACUCUCUCCAGAUCGUAGAUUGGCUGCAGUCUCUGACAGCAUGGGUAGAGUUCUGCUCAUCGACACUCAGAGGGGCAUUGUGUUGAGGAUAUUCAAGGGAUAUCGCGAAGCUCAAUGCGCAUUCCUCCAGGUGCGGGAUGAGAGGAAGAGCAAGAGCGCAGGGAAAACUCGCAGAGCCCUAUUCCUCGUUAUUUAUUCGGGUAAAAAGGGAUCUAUCGAAAUAUUCGGUGCCCAACAAGGCACUAAGAUUGCCUCAUUCACCGCUAGUAAAUUAAGUAAAUUGCUGUAUAUCGGUCAUGGUCUAAUGGGUUUCCAAGUUACAACCAAGUCCCGCUUCAUCUGCCAGUACACAUGUUUACUAAUGGACCCUGACGGUAAGAUCAAAGAAGUGGUUAUUCCCUUUCACUUCUCCUUAACCGAGAAGAACAGCAAACGAGCACGUGAUGUCCAUCUUUACAAAAGGUUAAAGCAAUUCAUCAAAACUGGCGAUUAUAAAACCAACGAGGAAUUGCUGAAAGAAUGUCUGAAUACGUGCUCCGAACUAAAGACGCAAGACGUACAGCUAUUGUUCAUUGAAAUGCUAUCGUCUUGCAAAGAGCUCACGCCGGAAAUUUUGAUCUCGUGCACAGAGAACAUUAUCGAACGGUGUGAUGGAACUUCGGAAUUGAAAACUAUAUGCAUCAACCUGCUAGACCUGAGCAAGUUCUAUCAUUACUUGGACAGUCUCGAAUACGAGGCUAAUGGAAACGUGGCACAGAGCGAUCUAAAUCUGGACAAGAGGGAGAUGAUCAAUCUGCAGCGACUUCUUGACUUGAGCACUUACUAUCAACCGAAGCAAAUUAACAAAGUCAAAUUCAGUCCGGAGAGUCAGAACAUAAAACUUUCCGACUUUCUAGUUGUCUUCGAUCGAAAUAGAACGGAUAUUAAACUGAAAUCCGGGGCAAGCGAUGCGGAGUUGUUUAAAGUUUCCGAAAAAAUGUUUAAGUUUUACAUUAACGGUCAUUGGUCCGACGAAGAUUUCACGCGGAUGAAGGAAACACCCGUUUAUGUUAAAGACGUAUUCAGGUUGCUUUUGGUGUAUUGGAUACAUAGAGAUUUGAGUGGGAAUGCAGAUCUCGAACGUGAAAUGGAGAAUUUCCGCAGAGCUUUGCUAGCGUUAGCAUCCAGGAAGGGGUUGAUAGAGGAUUUGGUAGUUGAAUACAAUAGGGUUUCAGAGUUUUGGAAUGGUAUCAGAGAGAUUUUGGCGGAUUCUCCAAAACCGUUCCCAGCGCUGAUGGCUGCGAUCCUCUGCAAAAAUGUUGCUUGCACGGUGGAAAGAAACGUCCCGGAGUUUUUUGAAGGCGAUGUUUGGGAGGAGUUAUCACAAGAGAGCUGUCAGUGGACGCUGUUAAUCGGAAAAUUAGAAGAUAUUAGUUUAUUGAAUAUAAUCCUAGCAAUUAAAUUGAAUGCGAACGGGGAUCUACCGAAACUGGAGCAACUAGAUCGGACCGAUGUAAGUUUGAAAUUUGUUUUGGAAAAGGGGAAGGCGUCAGUUGGAGAAAUCGUUGCCCAAUGGGUGGCAGCGGCUGGUGUUAAUCCUAGUGAUUUAGUGGCGAACGAUCUGAACGAAUUAGACCAAUUCGAACAACUGAAUGUUCUUAGGAAGCAGUUUCCAUACAGUCUGGAACCUUCGGUUCUCCUUGCUAAUAUGUGCUGGGAGUAUGCACUGAGUUGGCAAAAGAACGUGCAAAAUUUAGGAUUAUUGAAAGCCGCGUUGCAAUGUCUGAACCAAAUACCAAACUUACAUAUCCGCGCCGGAUUGAGUAAUUUGGUUUGGAACACGCACCUGAAGAUACUCUUCGAAAGCGCCUGCAAAUUAAUAAACAAGGUCGGCAAGUUACCUACGGAGCGACUUUGUCGCCAAGACACCGAUCUCACCGAUUACCAGAUCACCCUAUUCAUGGAGACGUGCUCGGAAUUUUUUGAUUCAUUUAUGGAAGCUCUAUGUGACAGUUGCAAUUACCAGAAACCGACUUUGAAGUACGAGGCGAUUUGGGAAAAUGGUAAUAAUAAUUUACCAUUGACAGAACUUGCAUUGGGUCAAAGUGGAUGCAUCAACUACGAUCUGCUCCAUCUACACUUUCAACUAACAACGUGUAUUCAUAUGAUGACCGUAUUUACCGUUAAGCAUAGCAAAAUCAUCAGCAACAUGUUCGAUGCAUCCGUGUCUUCGCAUUUGUUCUCCGACUUCCUCGGUAAAGUGAAUGUGAUUCACCACAAGUGCGAUUCAAAAACAGCCGCUUCUCGGUUACAAUUCCUAAUAAAGAUUAUCUCUGCCACAUUGGAAACUGUAACGUUCGAUGAGAGCACCGGAAUGAUUUAUUCAGCGGACCACGUAGCUUGGAUGGCCAAGUGCAUAGCGUUGGCUCGUGUUUGGAAUCUGGAUGUAGAUCUGUUGAAGAGGUAUCAAGUGGUGCAAAUUUAUUCUAACGGUUUUGAUGUGUUAGGGAAUGAACUACUGGUGACAGUCACAGAGCGUAGCAAAUUGGGACCGGAGCUAGUCUGCGUCGCCGGCAGACGCCUGAACCAACUUUUAGCCAAAUGCGAUGACCUUGGAAGUAAGAUUGCCGCCUUCAGUACGAGCUUAACCAAAUAUUUAGGCACACUGAAUGGCGGAGAUUGGUGCGAGUCGACUGAUCUGAGAGGUAUCAUCAACUUGGUAACGAACAGUCUGAACUGUAUGACGGAGUCGCAGCCCGAGUACAGGAUGGCUAAACUAAUGAUGGAUGCAUGCAAGACGAUGCAGGAUUUUAAUUUAUAGGAUUUUUUUAAGUGUAUAUGAAUAAAUAAAUAAUUUGUUUUAAAA